This is a messenger RNA of Eubalaena glacialis (North Atlantic right whale), 1737 nucleotides long. It is a transcript of the gene TADA1, whose product is annotated as transcriptional adaptor 1. Lineage: Eukaryota; Metazoa; Chordata; Mammalia; Artiodactyla; Balaenidae. The record is from RefSeq and is a predicted model, not a curated record. Gene Ontology annotation, cellular component: SAGA complex. Gene Ontology annotation, biological process: regulation of transcription by RNA polymerase II. Gene Ontology annotation, molecular function: transcription coactivator activity. The transcript has 8 exons. Bases 213 to 1220 code for a protein of 335 amino acids.
GGAGGACCACGAACACACCGAGUUUGGCUCAGCACUUUCUCUCCCGAAAGGCGGGCGGAGCCGAAAACCAAACAAACGUCUUCUUAGAGCUUGGGGGCGGGGCAGGCGGGAGCAGACGGGGCCUCCAGAGCCGAAGCCUUCGCGGAGUUGGUUUUUCGGUUGCUGGUCGUUGUGGCCGAGAGGUCUGAGGUCGGGCUGAGACGUGGGGAGCAAUGGCGACCUUUGUGAGCGAGCUGGAGGCGGCCAAGAAGAACUUGAGCGAGGCCCUGGGGGACAACGUGAAACAAUACUGGGCUAACUUAAAGUUGUGGUUCAAGCAGAAGAUCAGCAAAGAAGAGUUUGACCUUGAAGCUCAUAGACUUCUCACACAGGAUAAUGUCCAUUCUCACAACGAUUUCCUCCUGGCUAUUCUCACGCGUUGUCAGAUUUUGGUGUCUACACCAGAGGGUGCUGGAUCUUUACCCUGGACAGGGGGUUCUGCAGCCAAACCUGGAAAACCAAAGGGAAAGAAAAAGCUUUCUUCUGUUCGUCAGAAAUUUGAUCAUAGAUUCCAGCCUCAAAAUCCUCUCUCGGGAGCCCAGCAGUUUGUGGCCAAGGAUCCCCAAGAUGAUGAUGACUUGAAACUUUGUUCCCAUACAAUGAUGCUUCCCACCCGGGGUCAGCUUGAAGGGAGAAUGAUAGUGACUGCUUACGAGCAUGGGCUGGACAACGUCACCGAGGAGGCUGUCUCAGCUGUGGUCUAUGCGGUGGAGAAUCACCUUAAAGAUAUACUGACAUCAGUUGUGUCAAGAAGGAAAGCUUAUCGACUACGUGAUGGUCACUUUAAAUAUGCCUUUGGUAGUAAUGUGACCCCACAACCAUACCUGAAGAAUAGUGUAGUAGCUUACAACAACUUAAUAGAAAGCCCUCCAGCCUUUUCUGCUGCUUGUGCUGGCCAGAAUCCAGCGUCUCACCUGCCCCCUGACGACGCUGAGCAGCAGGCUGCACUCCUGCUGGCGUGCUCGGGGGACACGCUGCCCACAUCUUUGCCUCCAGUGAACAUGUACGACCUUUUUGAAGCUUUGCAGGUACACAGGGAAGUCAUUCCUACACACACUGUAUAUGCUCUCAACAUUGAAAGGAUCAUUAUGAAACUCUGGCAUCCAAAUCAUGAAGAGCUGCAGCAAGACAAAGUCCACUGCCAGCGCUUGGCAGCCAAGGAGGGGCUUUUGCUCUGCUGAAUUAGGAUUUGAGGGUGUGGGGCCCUCAGCAAAUUCAUUGAUUAUUGGGAAUUGAAUGUUUUGGGGGUCCACAUUUCAAGACUGAAGUGUGUAGAGUAAAUACAACCUUUCCUAUGGAAAUGUGAUAGUACAUUUUGUGUUGCUACUGUGAAGCCAUUAACAAAUCUGAUUUUAAUAAUGACCCAUAUCUCUGUAUGUAUGUGUGUGUGUGUUCCCAGUUAUGGGAAUAGGCACUGAGAAAGUUCUGUGCCUGGAAUGGUGCUGUUUAGGCAUCUGAGGCCUAGUAUCCUGUGGUCUGCAUGUGAGGUAGGUGACAUUCUAGAACAAAGAAGCUGUUAUAACUUAGUCCCCACGAUCAGCAGGACAUCUGUGUGUUUAGAGAUGUCACAUAGUCUGUAUCUGGCAAGUCUAAAAUUUCUGCUUUUCUCCUGAAGAAAGAACUGUGCUUUUAACACAGUGUUAAAAAUUGGUUAUCAUUUUUAGUGACCAGUUUUAUAUAUAUAUAUAUAUAUAUAUA